ACCAUCCACAGACACAGCACACACACUGCGCACUUGAUGCCCGGCCAUGUGGAACCUGUUUGGCGAGUUUCGUAGAUUUUGUUUUCCAAGUCAUGAUUUUGAUUUGUGUUUCAUCUAAACCACAUUCAUUCAUCUGCCAAUCUUUGCACACAACACAACAAUGUCUACGCCAAGUCCAAUGUUGAAGGAACAGCUGCUUACCCUGGAUAAUCCCGUCUUCUGUUGUUAUCUAUUUUGGGCCACUGUGUUGGUUGUGAAAAUGCUGCUAAUGUCGCUGCUAACGGCGCUGCAGCGUUUUCGCUACAAGAUAUUCCCCAACGAAGAGGAUCUGUUUUUCAAGAACAUCGAAGUGCAGUUUGAUGAUCCACAUGUGGAACGCGUUCGCAGAGCCCAUCGCAAUGACAUGGAGAACAUUCUGCCAUAUUUCAUUAUGGGUUUGAUCUAUCUGAGCACCGAUCCCUCACCCACGGUGGCCUGCAAUUUAUUCCGCGUUGCCGCCGUUGCACGCAUCCUUCAUACGCUCGUCUAUGCCGUGUAUCCAGUGCCGCAGCCAUCGCGCAUUUUGGCCUUUGCCACCAUGUUGCUGAUUACGUUCUACAUGGCCGCCGUUGUGGCCUUGCGUACGCUUAGCUUUAUUUAAUUAGAGUAUUAAAUAGUAAAAACAACACACACACACACACGCACGCGCACACGGAUUCGGGUAGUUUAAGUAAAGGCGCGUUAAACAACAUGCCGACGACGUCACAGUUUUACCGGUUUGAUCAGGGCUGCACACACAUGUAUGUAAACUAGGGCUGUAGUACAACUUACAAUAAAAUGCAUGUCAAUGUUGACGUCAUAGUUGCCACUGACAGUCAACUGCAGCGCAGUGCUGUCCUGACGUCACAAUAGCAAAGUUGCUGGGCAAAGCAGCAGUUAACGUCACAAUUGCACAGCGCUGACGUCGCAGUUGCCAAUUACUCGAAUGCAAUCGAAUGCAAGCCUUACGUCACAGCCGCAAAGCGUUGUAUACCUUACAUAGUAAUCGCACCUUGACAAGAUUGUUAUACAUUAAUUAGUAAACAAACACAAAUUGCGCUUUUUUUGGUUCAACAAUUUUGGUUUCUAUUUUUCCUCUUCGUUUAAAUUAACUAAAAUUAGCUUGAGAUAGCAAAACAAAUAUAAAAAAAAAAAACAUCGCGAAGAGAGAGAGAAAGAGAUAUACAUGUAUUAAUUAUUUAGCCGCAUCUUCUCCCCCGUGACGACUGAAAUAUUCCUUCUAAGUACACCGCGCGACGCCUUUCCCACGCUCAGUCGACCAAUUAGAUUUUGAAUCCCUGGUCUCGCAUACAUUGUUUAUGCGCCUCGAUGAGUUUCGUGCAGUUUUCCUCGCCAUUUUCCACAAUGCUACAAAAAACAAGAGAUGCAUUCAAUAUGUAUACAUAUGUAGUUGCGUCAUGUGGCACGGUGUCAAAAUUGCACACUCACCAUUGGUCACGUGCACGUUUCGUCUCGGGACAAGCGCAGCAAGCCUUGCAUUUCGGUUUAUCGCCGGCGGCAGCGGUAUCCGUAACUUUGGCUGCAGUCGCUGCGGCGGUUUCCACAACUCCGACUCCAUGUGAUGCGUUGCUGCCCAUUGUGUUGUGUGGUUUUGCGAAUCGAAUCGAUGAAUGACUAGCACUAGAAAUAACACUCU
Drosophila albomicans is the source of this 1675-nucleotide messenger RNA. Its product is annotated as microsomal glutathione S-transferase 1. Gene Ontology annotation, cellular component: membrane. Bases 161 to 640 code for a protein of 159 amino acids. The transcript is spliced from 3 exons. Lineage: Eukaryota; Metazoa; Arthropoda; Insecta; Diptera; Drosophilidae. The record is from RefSeq and is a predicted model, not a curated record.